UGGUCGUGAUUUCCGGUGCCGCUGGCCCCGCCCCCUCUUCCCAAACACGUGGAUCUCUUCCGGGUUCUUCAUCCUUUGUUCCCUGUUCGUCAGCAGCCCAGAAGCGGGAGUGUUGAUAAAGCUGUAAGAGAGCUGCAGCAGCAGCAGUUGAUGAACUCUGGAAAGAAGUCCAGCAGCUUGAGGAACAUCUGGUCAAAGAAACUGGAGGGAAGCAGGAGCUCAAACAGCGGCAGGACGCAGCAGAGGAAGAGACACCAGAUGAUGGAUGAUGUUUUCCAGCCCAGAUUAGUGCUGCCAGCAGAUGUUAAAGAAGAGGCUCCUGAAGAACAGAGUCCUGAUGUGGAUCAGCAGGAGCCAGAGCCCCUCCAGAUAAAGGAGGAACAGGAGGAACUCUGGACCAGUCAGGAAGGAGAGCAGCUCACUGUGAAGGAGGAGACUGAUACCAGGUUUCCAUUAACUGCAGCUCCUAUCAAGAAUGUUAAAGAAGAGGCUCCUGAAGAACAGAGUCCUGAUAUGGACCAGCAGGAGCUGGAGCUCCUCCACAUAAAGGAGGAAAGUGAAAGAAUCUGGGCCAGCCAGGAUGGAGAACAACCGAAUGUGAAGAAGGAGACUGAUGAUACCAGGUUUCCAUUUACUGUUGUUCAUAUGAGGUGUGACGAGGGUGAGGAGAAACCUCUGUUCUCUCAACUUCAUCCAGAGCAAACAGAAGACAGUGAUCUUCCAAGCAGCAGUUCUGCUGACCAGAUAAAAGGAAAAAUGAAGGAAGAGGACUGUGGAACAGCAGAAUCCAGCAGGAACCCAGAUCUAAAUACUGAUGGAGGCUCCUCCAACUAUUCAGAGACUGAAGACCGUAAGGAUGAUGAAGAGGAUGAUGGAGUAAAGCAUCAUGAAUCUGAGCUUAAAUGCUUAUCAGACUCUGAAACUGAAGACAGUGAGGAUGAUUGGAAGGAGAGCAGGACUCCAGGAUCAGGCAGAAACACUGUCCACAAAUCUUUGAGCUGCUCUGAGUGUGGAGGAAAAUUUGCUAACAGACGCUCUCUUCAUAGUCACAUGACAUGUCAUCCAAGAUUAACGUCUUCAGAUUGUUCUGGUAAUGAGACGUGUUUCAGAGAAAAGAAAAACAUAGAUUCACUGACUAAAGUCCAGAAGAGUAGUAAAAACUUUAACUGUGGUGAGUGUGGUAAAAAUUUUAACUUGAAACGAGAUCUAAAAAGACACACAAAAGUCCACACAGGGGGGAAACCCUUUAGUUGUGAUGCAUGUGAAAAAAGAUUUGCAUACAAGUCACAUCUAAACACACACAUGAGAAUCCACACAGGAGACAAACCUUUCAUUUGUGAUGCAUGUGGAACAAGAUUUACCUACAAGUCAAGUUUAGGCAAACACAUCAGAAUCCACACAGGAGAAAAACCCUUUAGUUGUGAUACAUGUGGAAAAAGAUUUGCCUCAAGGUCACAACUAAACAUGCACAUGACAACUCACACAGGAGAUAAACCCUUCGGUUGUGAUACAUGUGGAAAAAGAUUUGCCUCUAAGUCACUAUUAAACAUGCACAUGACAACUCACACAGGAGACACCCCCUUCAGUUGUGAUGCUUGUGGAAAAAGAUUUGCCUACCAGUCACAAUUAAACAGACACUCAAGAACCCACACAGGAGACAAACCAUUUGGUUGUGAUACAUGUGGAAGAAAUUUUGCCUACAAGUCUCAUUUAAACAUACACAUCAGAAUCCACACAGGUGAUAAACCCUUUUGCUGUGAUACUUGUGGGAAAAAAUUUACUGAAAAGUCACGCUUAACCUUACAUAUGAGAAUGCACUCAGGAGACAAACCCUUUGGUUGUGAUGUUUGUGGAAAAACAUUUGCUUUAAAGUCACGCUUAACCUUACACAUGAGAAUGCACCCAGGAGACAAACCCAUUGGUUGUGAUGUUUGUGGAAAAAGAUUUACCUACAGGUCAAAUUUAGACAAACACAUGAAAAUCCACACAGGAGACAAACACAUCAGAAUCCACACAGGAGACAAACCCUUUGCUUGUGAUGCAUGUGAAAAAAGAUUUGCCUACAAGUCACAUUUAAACAUACACAUGAGAGCCCACACAGGAGACAAACUAUUUGGUUGAGAUGCAUGUGAUACACAGAUACAUCUUAAAACUUGUGUACAAUUAUGUAAAAGUGCAAAAAUGUUUUGCCAGUCAUUUCAGAAAGUGAAUUAUUAUUGUAUAUUAUAUAGAAUCAUUACACUUAGAGUGAUAUAUUCAAAGCUUUGGUUUCUUGUAAUUUUGAUGGUUAUGUCGUACAGAUAAAGAAAACCCAAAAUUCAGUGUCUCUAGAAAUUAGAAUAUUACUUUAGAACCAUCAAAAAAGUUGUAGACUGAAUUGUACACAGAUGCUGGUAUGAACCUCUCUGCACCUUUUAAAAGUCAUGUUAACCUACUUCCAGCUCAGUCCAGGAAGAGUCAGAGCUGGAAUCCCCGAACGAAAACUUUAUUCUCACUUCCAUUCGGUCUAAACACACGGAUUUCAAGCGAGAGCCGGACAGGAGAGACACCUCAUGUUAAUGUCUCCUUGCAGGUGAGAGGGCAUAGCUCUUCAAUUUGGAUCCAAAGUGACAACGAUCUGAUGGUCGAAUGCCCACUGAUUGAGUGCACAAAGUUAAGUAUGACCUGCUGCUUAAAAUUAUGUAGCGUUCAUACAAAAAAGGAUGAUUAAGUACAAGUGUGGCUUGACUUUUUUGUAGUAACCUGUGUCCCAGAAAGCUCCCAGCAGAGAUGUUGUCUCUAAUUGAAGUGGUUUUCCCCCCUACCUGAAGGAGGAUGGCGUAGGAGCCGCCAGCAUGGCACACCUUCCUGCGUGCACGUCCAGGUAGCAGAAACGACCCUGCCGCAUUACGGUCACUGAAGUAGCUGCAACGGUCCAUUGUUCUGCCUACUGUGAGGCUGGAUCAGGCUGGACACCUUUGCUUCCCUAAACCCUCACCCCAUGGAACCACUUCUUCAGGACAGGCUCAUGUAAGUGGUGGUGUUUGGGCGGAGAAAAUUAGUUAAGGAGGAAAAAAUCUAAACACUGUUUAGUUCAAGACUUUUGUGUGUGUUUGGUGUUGAGAAAACUCAGCUAUGUAAGUGCUAGCAGACUAUCUGCUCAGUCAAAGUGAACAAGCUCCAAGCCAUUGAUGCUAAUUAUUUGUUCUGUGUUGUGUUUAAAAGUUAAGAUAACCCUCAUUUAAAAUGGUUUUAAACACAUAUCGGUCAUAAUGCGCCGUCGACUCAUUGUAACCUUUUUAUUAAUGGUAUUUUAAAGGUACAUGUUUGACUUUAGGGAAGCUAUAGGUUUAGCUGAAACCGGUAACUGCUAAGGCUAGGUUGGCCAGACGUUUUCCUUGUUGCCAGGUGAGGGCUAGUUAAGAAUUAACUGUCCAGAAAGGUUAUUAGUUUCCAAUCUAGAAAAUAUUAUUUCCCUAAAUAUUAUUUUACUAAAUGUGUUAGCACAUUAAACACCAUUAAGAAUAAUUUUUCCAGAAAGGUUGAUGGUUCCCCUUUAAAAUAAUAUUUAAGAAAAUAUUAUUUUAAUAAUUCAGUAAUAAUAUUUCCUUGGAUAAUAUUAUACUAAUUAGAGACAGCUAUUUAAACAUUGAGAAUUAAUUAUCCAGAAGGUUGGUUUUUAUUCAGCAAAUCAUUCUCUAAAAUAUUUUUUAUUAAAAUAAUGUUUGAUCUGCUCUUCUGAGUUUGCAUUACUCCAAGGUAAACCAAUUGUUCUAAGUUAGUUCUAAGACUUAACCUAAUUUCCAGGUUCUUCAAGAUAAUUCUUGGUUCUCAAACAUAAAUAACAUUGAAUGAUAAUGUUGUGUAACUCUAUCAUUCAUGGUUUUCAUCAUUUUUCUCGAUUCUCUUGUUCCUUCAGUUGUAUAUGAUUCAUUGGCUUGUACUUAUUCUUUCAUUUUGCUCUGUAGUUUCAGUUGAAUUGUUGUAGUAGAUUAAAGAGUUCGUUAAUUGAAAUAUGUUUGACUUUGAGUUGAAUUAGUUUUGUUAAUAAAUACUUGUAUUUUAAGAAAUU
Messenger RNA from Girardinichthys multiradiatus, 4051 nucleotides. Its product is annotated as oocyte zinc finger protein XlCOF22-like. The record is from RefSeq and is a predicted model, not a curated record. The coding region runs from base 151 to 2121 and encodes 656 amino acids. Lineage: Eukaryota; Metazoa; Chordata; Actinopteri; Cyprinodontiformes; Goodeidae. The transcript is spliced from 3 exons.